Messenger RNA from Cloeon dipterum, 2943 nucleotides. RefSeq lists its product as uncharacterized. Bases 88 to 2784 code for a protein of 898 amino acids. NCBI's taxonomy places the organism in Eukaryota, Metazoa, Arthropoda, Insecta, Ephemeroptera, Baetidae. The record is from RefSeq and is a predicted model, not a curated record. Gene Ontology annotation, biological process: proteolysis. The transcript has 8 exons. Gene Ontology annotation, molecular function: cysteine-type endopeptidase activity.
GAUCCCUGCAAACAACCAUCGUAGGAUUUUCGAUCAACUGUGUUACAAUUAGCAAUUUCGCUGCUGCUUUUCUAACUGCUGAUAGACAUGGCUGAGGGGAGCUUUGCAUUUUGGGAUGGUGACCCAACGAAGAAAGCGAGGCCGUGCGUUUUGAUCAUACACUACGAGUUUGCCCAAUCAGACGAAGACCGAAGUGAUGACGACAAGAUAGACGUCCAAAACAUAUAUUCCACGCUAGAAUCAGUCAGUCAUCACAUUCAUGAGAUUUCUGCCUCGAAGGAAAAUUUGCUCGAUUUCAUCGGUGAUGAAGAACAAAUCAAGAAAACGUUCAAGCUUCAAGGUGAAGAAGCACCCGACCUGUUCAUUGUUUUUAUUAUGACGCAUGGAGAGGAUACUGGAUAUUUGCUGGCGUGCACAGAAAAAGGAGCAGAGUUUUUCACCGUGUCUGAAGUAUGCGAACAAUUAAAGACGAACCCCAUUCUUGGAAACGCUCUCAAGCUUCUCUUUGUUUCGGCAUGCCGCGGGGAAAUCAUGGAAGACGUCAUCAAUAGCAGGGUGAGAAAAGUAUCAAAUUCGCUUCCACAGCGGGGAAUGUGGAGCAGUGAGCUCGACGCGAGUAAUCCGAAAAAUCAUAACGCAGUGCGGGUAACAACUGCGCCAGACAGCGACAAUUUCGUCAUCAUGUAUUCCUGCGUCGAAGGCACAUAUUCGUUGCGUGAUGAAGGAACGUUGCUAGUUGGUUCCUUCUGUGAAUGCUUUAAGAAGUUGGAGAGAGAUGUGGGGCUCGAUGAGUUUUUGACUCGAAUCAAGUGGUACCAACAUGAAGGCAAAACUUUGAAAAAGGGAUACGGAUCAACACCAGAAGUGAAGAUUCUGAAACACAGAAAUUUGACUUUGUCCCAGCAGUGCAAUGAGAACCAAGGCGAUUUUAGCUACAGGUGGAUUUCCAACGCAAAUGUUCCUCUUCUGACGCGCAAGGCACAUUUCUACAUCUCGACCCCAAGCGGGGAAGAAAAAUUGCCAAAUGCCUUGCAUAAAUAUUUUGAGUUUAAAAUUAAACACCACGAGAAUUUUGAGCAGCUGAAAAGUGCUGUUGUCGAUGAUUCCAACAUAGUGAAUGGCUGCGUCCUGAUUUGUGUCGUGGCUGAACAGUCCAGGGACAGAGUGAAUGGGGAAAUUUACGUGGAAAUAGACGGGAAAAAGAUGCCAGCAAAGAAAAUCCUAAACACUUUAAUUCAUCCAGCCACAAAAAACUGGAUUGGCAAGCCUAAGAUUUGCAUUUUCCUCAACACUCCUCCAGCCAUCAGCAUUGCGAUUGACGGUGCACCGGCCACGGGGCAAAAAUACGAGAUUUGUGGGACCAUCCAUUCUGGAUUUCUGACUAUUUUUCUUCCUCAAAAAGACGCUGUGGAUUUGUUUCUUGAAACGCUCAAGGAUUUCACUAAACAAGAGAGCGAAGAGCAAAGUGCCACGUUCCAGCAGUUUUUCUUUAAACUGCUGCAAAAAGCCACACCCGCUAACGGCAUUCCGCCAAUGAUUAUCAGCACUCUUCACACAAUUCUGGAAAUGGAAUUUCCGUCUCUGAUUGCCACUGAGAGCUUCAAAAUGACAAUGCCAGGACAGUGCUGGGACGUCCCUUUGAAAAUCCUUUACCAGAUUAUCUGCUCGGGCUUCCAGCGAAUCCAGCGUGCAGUUCAGAUUUCAAAUGAAACAGCUACAGACCUAAGUCUUGACGGAAAAUCAUCUGUGAGCACCGGAGCCAAGCCAAUAAGCCAUGUUAAAAAGCCAGAAGAGGAUACAAGUAAAGAGGAAACGGAGCAGGCGGACCACAUCGUGUACUUGGUUUCCGCCGAUGCAGGCUCGGGAAAGUCCAAUCUGGUCGAACGCCUGGCAAGCCAGGCCAAAAGAUAUCGAAGCGUCACUCACAUCGACCUGAUGAUAAACACCAAGUUUCUGAAGAAUUUCGAUUGGAAAAAAGGCUAUAAAGCGUUUGUUCAAGAGUAUAGAGAGCAUAUUGGGAAGCCACGGCCGUUCAAAUCAGACGAGGUCGUCAUUUUGGACGCAAUCGACGCCUUGCACGGAGACUCACUCGAGAAUGUGCUUAAGAUGGUGCGACACCUGGCAGAGGACAAAGUCGAUCUUUGGAUUUUCACCAGACCUGAGAGAGUGGACACCAUAAAGACGAGGCUAGCCGGUGUUUGCAUCGUUAGCGUGCUCGAAAUGAAUGACCUCACCAAGGAGAAAAAGAUCAAAAUUCUGCAGAGCAGAGGGUUCAAAGAAGGCCCGAUCGAAUAUAUGUUAAACAAAAUUGAAGAGGCGCACGCCGACGACCUGACCAGCAAUAUCGGAAUCCUAGAUAAGCUGGCCACCUUCCCGACUUUAUUUUCAGAAACGAAACAAGUCAACGUUUAUGAAUUGAGCGCCCACGUCGUCGAGUUGGCGAUUAAAUCGUACUUGGAAAAGCGCAAAAAAGAUUCGGCCAUGUGGGCGAGUCAUGAGCUGCGUGACAAAAUCAAGAAAAAUCUGACUGAUCUCGCCACCGCGUAUUUUACCGGAAAUCCUACGGAGCCGGCAGUCAAUGGCAAUGCAUUUCUUCAGCAUUUCGUGGCAUACCCGGUGGUUCAUGUCAGCGGGACUCUUGCCGCCUACCUCUAUAUCAGCAAAGGAGAAAUCAAGAGUGCAGAUCAAAUUGAACAACUGGCCAUUGGGUCAGAGAAGAAAAUAAUUCUAAAGCGCAUGUUUGAAGAUGAAAAUAAGAAUGCGCUUUACCAAGAAAUGGAAUAAUGCUUCAGCGAGAUUGCUAUUUGUUGAUUAAUUUAAAGAAAUACUUACGAUUAUUACUAAACAGUUUGCAUUUCCAUAAGUGUCUUUUUUCAUCAUCAUUUUGUUAAUUUGUGAAAAAUAAUAAAACGUACGUUUGAAUUUGUAGUGAAAUUUUUACAA